This is a messenger RNA of Meleagris gallopavo (turkey), 7168 nucleotides long. NCBI's taxonomy places the organism in Eukaryota, Metazoa, Chordata, Aves, Galliformes, Phasianidae. The record is from RefSeq and is a predicted model, not a curated record.
CUCAAAGAUCCAACCCAAACAAGCCCAGCCGGGGGAUUAUGAGCACAGCGGCCCUGGGAAGGGGAAUGCGUCCUCUCGGAGCUCGCUUUGCUCGUAAAAGGAAACAAAAAGGGAUGUGGUGCUGGGACAGUGUGUGGGGAGAAGGGGCUGGGGGCGUGCCUCAUCGCUAGGCCCCUCGGGUCCCCAUGGCUUUCUGUCCCCUUCGCCUCUUCUCGCUUCCUGAAAGUUAUGCAGGGUGAAAGUAACAGUCAGUCAUGUCUGGGAGCCACCGGAGGCUGCUCCUGGAGCGCACGGGGAUGAGCCAGCCCUUCUCCAUUGGGGCAGGAGCAGUACUUCCUCCAGCCUCCCACCGCCCCUCCCUGGGUUCCAGUACCACAGUGCAGGGCUUGGCCAGAGCCGGCGUGCUGGAGCACUAGGAGAUGGGGCUCGUGCAGCUUCCUGUCUCUCUGCUGGGUGCUUUUUGAAGUGCUCUGUUUGAAUAGUUUCGUCUAGGUGUGUUUGCAGUUGGCUGCUUGCUCCCAAAGUGAACUUUCAGGUUUGUCUUUAAUAUGCUGGCUCCUUCCCAGCACGGAGAUGUGGAUUGGAGAGGUCUCAGCACCUAAUGGAGCUGAAUUAUUCAUGUCUGGUGCUGCAUGUGCGCAGCAUUCCCAAGCAGAAAGCUGUCUCCUUGUCGGAUCUGUGCACCAGGACUGCUCUUAAAAUGCUGUGCUGGCAGGACUCCAGCCAACAAGUGAGCACAUGCUGCUCGUGUUGCACGGGGAUGGCGGGAGGUGAGUGGCAGUGUGAGGCGUGGGGACCUGGACAACAUGGGGCUGUGGGAACCGCUUUACCUCCUCGUGUGUGGGUUGGCUUGCAGGGAACCACCCCGCGUUGCAUUUUGGGGUCGUGGGCUGGGACGUGCUGCUUCUUCCCCAUUCCUCUUUGUGGUGUCUUCAGUGCCCAGCCCGUUCCAGUUGGUCCUGUUUGAGCUCUUCCCUGCUUGGCAGGGCCUGGGCAGCCUCCUCCGUCGGGUGCUCCUGUUCUGCCCAUGUUUGCUGAACCUGUUUGCUCCUGGCUCUCCGAGGAGCCGGCGGACUUGUGGGCUCCUUCUGCCUUUUGUUGUGGGAGGUAUCAGCAGCCGUUGUCGCCCACCGCUGCCGUUUGCAUAGCUUCAGACCUAAAUCUGCUGCCUGUGUUUUCGAUAUUUCACCAUGGGAUGGAGCAUUGGGGCGCUGCGGGGCCGGGUGUGCUGCUGUGCCCCUUUGUCUGCACAGGGCACGGGACCACGGCUCCAGCAUGGGCUGUGUGUCACGUUUGGAAAAGGAAGGGUCUGAGUGCAGGGUGCAGAGCGGGAUGCUCCAGCCGUGUGUGCAGGAAGGUGGGCAGGAGGAGGAGGAAGGUGAGAGCAGCGCGCGGGGAGGCUUGGGGCGGCCAUCAGCACGCACAGAGCUCCUGAUUCGGCACUUUCUGCUGCUGAAAUGAGAGGUCAGUGCUUCUCAUUUCCAGCCUGCGUGCUCGCCCCUGGCUCCUGGGGUUCAAGCUCUCCGUAAUGACCUGUCAGAGAGUGGAUUAUUGGCUGCGCGGAGCCAGGGAUGCUGUGGGGAGCAGAUGGAAAAUGGUCUGGCUGCGGCAGCCUGUCUGAUGAAAGAAUCCUUGGCAUUUUUACAGUGUUUGCAUCUCUGGAAACGCACCAUGAAGCUGCUUUCCAGGCUCCUGCUUGCUGGAGUUUGAAGAAAUCUGUGUUGUGCGUGUGGUUGCUGUUUUUUUUGUUUUGUUUUUUUUUUCUUCCCUCCUUGUUUCUCUUGAAGUCACCUGUUUUUGAAGUGCUGCUCAUCAAUAGCAGCAGGCCUCCGGCACAGCAGAGCUGGAGAGGGGCCUCAUCCAGACGGGGCUCAGGGCUUCCUCCCAGCUCUGCAGCUGCACGGCCGGGUGCGGUGCUGCGGCCCUGCACGGCGGUACUGCCCGGUGCCAUCCUUCUCAGUGCCAUCCCGCGUGGCCGUGCGCCCCGGGCUGGGAUUUAUUUCCCAGGGAGGCACUGAGCCCCGCGCCUGGCAACGGAGCAGCCCCCCCAGGCAGCCCCCGGCCGUGGGUGGCAUCGGCAGGAGAGGAAUCAAUCCUCCAUCCCAGGGCUGCACUCAAUAAUUCAGAGGGAAAUGGCGAGCAGGGAAUGUGUGAGUAAUGUCUUGUUGGAGCCGGGAGCUGUGACCUGCCAGGGCCUCGCAUCGAUUGAGGGACCGCUGCCAGAUGGCUCCUGCUGCUGCAGGGACGUGAGGAUGGUUGGGGGGACUCGCGCCCUGCCACGGGCUGGGGCACGUGGUGGCGGUGGGGUGAGAGCUGGGUGCGGCUGCCCCUCUGUGCCAUCCCUUCACAUGUAACUCCUUUCUCUGCUCUCCCUUCCAGCAGCGAUGCCGUCAUCUGGGCAGACCCCGAGCGCCAGCAGCCCGAGGACGUCGUAGCGCUGCGGACCCCGGGCAGGAGGCAGGGAAGAGCCUUGAACCGUGAGGGGCCGUUAACUCUAAGAUGUCCUUGAGCAGCGGAGCUUCCGGAGGGAAAGGAAUCGAUGCGAACCCGGUAGAGACGUACGACAGCGGGGAUGAAUGGGACAUUGGCGUAGGGAAUCUCAUCAUUGAUCUGGACGCUGAUUUGGAGAAGGAUCAGCAGAAAUUGGAAAUGUCGGGCUCCAAGGAGGUGGGGCUCCCGGCGCCCAACGCGGUGGCGACCCUACCUGACAACAUCAAGUUUGUGAGCCCGGUGCCAGGCCCGCAAGGCAAGGAGGGCAAAUCCAAGUCGAAAAGGAGCAAGAGUGGCAAGGACAGUGGCAAACCGGCCCCGGGCAGCUCCUUGUUCACGGCCAGUGAGGGAGCUGGGGGCAAGAAGGAGGCUCAAGGACGCUCUGGGGACGGUGCGAACUCGGGGGGUUUGGGGCCUUCCGUCACCCCCAAGGGCUCAGAGAAGUCGGCCAAGGCGUCUCGCAGCGUGGCCGGCUCCAAGAAGGACAAGGAGGGCGGUUCGUCCAAAAGCAAGAAGGAAAGGAGUGAGGGUGCGGGGGCUCCGACGGAGAAGGAGCCUGGUGUGCUGCAGCCCCUGGCCCUGGCUGUGAGGGUGGGACAGUACGAUGGUGGCCAGGGGACGGAGCCUGCUGCUGCCACUGAGCAGCUUGGGAGUAUAGCUAUUGACACAGGAGCUGCGCUCAACCCCUUGGGAGUUAAGUCAGAGCUGGAGGACGGGGAAGGAGAGUGCCGGCAGCUGAAAAAGGUCAAAUCGGAGAAGAUGGAAUCUCCGGUCUCCACGCCCGCUGUGCUGCCCUUGCACCUCCUCGUCCCGGUGGUCAACAACGACAUCUCAUCGCCGUGCGAGCAGAUCAUGGUACGCACCCGCUCCGUCGGUGUGAACACCUGCGACGUGGCGCUGGCCACCGAGCCCGAGUGCCUGGGGCCCUGCGAGCCCGGCACCAGCGUCAACCUGGAGGGCAUCGUCUGGCAGGAGACAGAGGACGGUAUGCUGGUGGUCAACGUGACCUGGAGGAACAAGACGUACGUGGGGACGCUGCUGGACUGCACGCAACACGACUGGGCACCUCCCCGGUUCUGUGACUCUCCCACCAGCGACCUGGAGAUGCGCAACGGCCGGGGCCGAGGCAAGCGCAUGCGUCCCAACAGCAACACACCUGUGAACGAGACCGCCGCCGCCUCGGACAGCAAAGGGACCAGCAACAGCAGCAAGACCCGGGCAGGAGCGAACAGCAAAGGACGCCGCGGGAGCCAGAACUCCUCGGACCACCGCACGCCGCCCAGCGGCACGGCAGAAGACGUGAAGGCCAGUCCCUCGUCCGUCACCAAGCGGAAGAGCAAACCCCUCUCUGACAUGGAGCUCAACUCCAGCUCGGAGGACUCCAAGGGCAGCAAACGCAUCCGCACAAACUCGAUGGGCUCGGCAGCUGUGCCCCCCACCACGGUCAAGGUGGAGCCAACUGUCCUCGACCGCAACUGCCCCUCUCCCAUCCUCAUUGACUGUCCGCAUCCCAACUGUAACAAGAAGUACAAGCACAUCAAUGGACUGAAGUAUCACCAGGCCCACGCGCACACGGACGAUGACAGCAAGCUGGAGGCCGACGUGGACAGCGAGUACGGCGAGGAGCCCUCCCUGCACGCUGACGUCGGGAGCUGCAACGGUGCCGCUGUGUCACAGAAGGGCUCGCUUUCGCCUGCACGCUCGGCCACCCCCAAGGUCCGCUUGAUGGAGCCCCACAGUCCCUCCCCAUCCAGCAAGUUCAGCGCCAAGGUCCCCAGCAAGAAGAAGCUGGCAGGGGAAGGAGACACUGACCCCGGUGCCCUGUCUAACGAUGGCUCCGAGGAUGGUCCCUCGGUGGCCGAUGAGACGAGCAACGACGGCUUCGACACGCUGGAGAAGAGGUGCGUGGAUAAAGACAAGUCCAAGAAGGCAUCUGGUGCUAAGCAGGAGAAGAUGCCUUCCAAAAGCUUGAAGUCUGCCAGACCCAUUGCCCCUGCCAUUCCCCCACAGCCUAUUUACACCUUCCAGACGGCCACCCUCACUGCAGCCAGCCCCGGGUCCUCCACGGGCCUCACCACCACGGUGGUCCAGACCAUGCCGAGCAGCCCCCAACUCAAACCCAUCCAGCCCAAGCCUACGGUGAUGGGUGAGCCCUUCGCGGUCAACCCUGCCCUCACCCCUUCCAAGGAGAAGAAGAAGAAAGACAAGAAGAAGAAGGAGCCCAAGGAGGUAGAAAACCCUCUGACCCCUGGCAAGGUGUGUAGGGCAGAGGAUGGGAAGAGCCCGUUCCGGGGGGAGACGAGCGACCUCGGGACGAAAAGCGAGGGACUGCUGAACGGCUCCUCCGACCCGCACCAGAGUCGGCUUGCUAGCAUCAAGGCUGAGGCGGAUAAAAUCUACAGCUUCACCGACAAUGCCCCGAGCCCCUCCAUCGGUGGUGCCAGCAGGCUGGAGAACGCCAACCCUGCCCAACCCAUGACCCCAUUGCACGUCGUCACCCAGAAUGGGGCGGAAGCGAGCUCAGUAAAAACCAACAGCCCAGCCUACUCGGACAUCUCUGAUGCCGGGGAGGAUGGCGAGGGCAAGCUGGAGAGUGUGAAGGCAAAGGAUCCAGAGCAGCUUGUCAAGGAUGGAGCCAAAAAAGCUCUUUUCCCUCCACAACCUCAGAGCAAAGAGUCUCCCUAUUACCAAGGCUUUGAAACCUACUAUUCCCCUGGCUACCCUCAGGCAAGCCCGGGGCCCUUGAACCCCAGCAGCCAGGCUGCGGCCGAAACACAAGCCUUGAAGCUGAAGAAGGAUGAGGAGCAGGAGAACCCAGAGGUGAAGGUGAAGAGCGAGGGCGUUGAAGAGAAGAAGGCAGAGCUGGGCAGCUCCAGCCAGCAGCCCUCUGUCAUCCAGCAGCGUCCCAACAUGUACAUGCAGUCCCUCUACUACAACCAGUAUGCCUACGUGCCGCCCUAUGGCUACAACGAGCAGGGCUACCACGCUCACCUGCUGAGCACCAACCCUGCCUACCGGCAGCAGUAUGAAGAGCAGCAGAAGCAGAGGCAGAGCCUGGAGCAGCAGCAGCAGAGAGGGCUGGAGAAGAAGGCAGAGCUAGGCAUGAAGGAGCGGGAAGCAGCUCUCAAGGAGGAGUGGAAGCAAAAGCCGCCCAUGCCCCCGACGCUCACCAAGGCCCCCAGCCUCACCGACCUUGUCAAGUCGGGGCUGAGCAAGGCCAAGGAGCAGGGAGGUGCUGACAUGGCCAAAUCCGUCAUCAUCCCCAAGCUGGAGGACUCGUCCAAGCUGUCGGGCAGCCAGGUGGCCGAGGGGCUGAAGGUGAAGCUGAGUGAGGCCGGCCACCUUGGCAAGGAGACCGCAGAGACAAAGGGAGGCUCCGAGUGCAGUCGGCAAGCAGAGGUGGACCCUGUGCUCUGGUACAGACAGGAAGCAGAGCCCCGGAUGUGGACCUACGUUUACCCGGCGAAGUACUCGGACAUCAAGACAGAGGAUGAGCGAUGGAAGGAGGAGCGGGACAGAAAGUUGAAGGAAGAAAGAAAUCGAAGCAAAGAAGUGGUGUCCAAGGAGGAUGGGAAAGAGAGCACCAGCUCCGAGUGCAAACUGACCCCCACUGAAGAAGCUCGCAUGGUGGGGAAGGACCCCAGGCCCAGUGUGCACGUCCCUGUAUCCUCCCCCCUCACGCAGCACCAGUCCUACAUCCCCUACAUGCACGGCUACUCCUACAGCCAGUCGUACGACCCCAACCACCCCAGCUACCGGGCCAUGCCCACCGUCAUGAUGCAGAACUACCCAGGCUCGUACCUUCCCUCCAGCUAUUCCUUCUCGCCAUAUGGGAGCAAAGCAUCUGGGAGUGAGGACAGCGACAAGUCCCGCGCCAGCCCCAGUGUCAGCUGUAAGUCCAGCUCUGAGUCCAAGGCCCUGGACAUCCUGCAGCAGCACGCCAGCCACUACAAGAGCAAAUCACCCACGAUAAGUGAGAAGACAGCUCAGGAGAGGGACCGCAGCGGCUGCGGGGUGGUAGGGGGCAGUGGGAGCUGCAGCAGCAUUGGAGGAGCCGGCGGUGGGGAGAGGAGCACAGAGCGGCCCCGGACCUCACCAUCUCAGCGCCUGCUCUCCACGCACCACCACCACCACCACCUCGGGUACUCGCUGCUGCCGGCACAGUACAACCUGCCCUAUGCAACAGGUCUGUCCUCCACGGCCAUCGUGGCCAGCCAGCAGGGCUCCGCGCCCUCCCUCUACCCGCCGCCCCGCAGGUGAGGACGGUAAGGCUGCCGUGGGGCGCUGGGCUUGGCCCCGGGGCGCGGGCUGAGCCCUUGGCUCCAGCAGGACGUGACGCCGGGACCGGGCUGUGCAGCAGGCAUGUGACAGGCUCACAUGGGGACGCACCGGAGACUCCUGUAGACAUCAGUUGAAUGGUGUUGAUUGUUCUGCUGGACGUUCUGCCGCCGUCUGAGGCAGACUCUGUCCUCUCCCCCCGUCGGACACACACUGAGCCCCACAGCCCUUUGGUGAGCGGCGAGUCGGCACCUGCGGAAGUAUUUAUUCUCCUGGGCUCCGGCGCUCGGGAUGGGAGCAGAUCGCCCACCUGGUGCAUAUGAAGAGGAAACGGAAGCACUGAGGUCUCUGGAUGAAUUUGCGGCCUCGCCGUGGGGCUGAGCAGCGUGGGGCAUGGGGC